This is a messenger RNA of Herpailurus yagouaroundi (jaguarundi), 3091 nucleotides long. It is a transcript of the gene EXOG, whose product is annotated as exo/endonuclease G. Gene Ontology annotation, molecular function: metal ion binding; RNA endonuclease activity; 5'-3' exonuclease activity. Gene Ontology annotation, cellular component: nucleus; mitochondrial inner membrane. The record is from RefSeq and is a predicted model, not a curated record. Bases 39 to 1145 code for a protein of 368 amino acids. The transcript is spliced from 6 exons. Lineage: Eukaryota; Metazoa; Chordata; Mammalia; Carnivora; Felidae. Gene Ontology annotation, biological process: apoptotic DNA fragmentation.
CGCAUGCGCCGCUGUAGAAGGCAGGCCCUUAGAAUAAGAUGGCCGCGGGAAGUUUUGCUUCCCGCCUCAGGGGCUCCCGGCGCUUUCUGAGUGUCUUCGUGGCCGGAGCUGUGGUGGGCGCCGCGGGAGGCGGGUUCACGGCCCUGCAGGUGCUCCGGAGUCAGGGCGCUGAGGCAGCGUUGGCGGUGAGGGAGCCCGACGGUUGUGCAGAAAAGGCUCUCUUGGAACAAUUUGGAGUCCCUUUAACUGGAACAGAGACUAGGCGUUACACUAAUCAUGCCUUGUCUUAUGAUCAGUCGAAGCGCGUGCCUAGAUGGGUACUUGAACAUAUAUCCAAAAGCAAGAUAAUGGGUGAUGCCGACAGAAAACAUUGUAAAUUUAAGCCUGAUCCCAACAUCCCUCCAACCUUCAGUGCCUUCAAUGAAGACUAUGUUGGGAGUGGGUGGUCACGAGGACACAUGGCUCCAGCAGGAAAUAACAAAUUUUCAUCUCAAGCCAUGGCUGAAACCUUUUACCUUUCUAAUAUUGUGCCUCAGAAUUUUGAUAAUAAUGCUGGAUAUUGGAACAGAAUGGAAAUGUACUGUCGAGAACUGACGGAGAGGUUUGAAGAUGUUUGGAUCGUAUCUGGACCGUUGACUUUACCUCAGACUGGAAGUGAUGGAAAGAAAACAGUUAGUUACCAGGUGAUCGGUGAGGAUAAUGUGGCGGUCCCCUCGCACCUUUAUAAGGUGAUCCUGGCUCGCAGAAGCCCAGUGUCUGCUGAACCACUGGCACUAGGGGCCUUCGUGGUGCCCAAUGAGGCCAUUGGCUUCCAACGCCAGUUAAGUGAAUUCCAAGUGAGUCUUCAGGACCUGGAGAAGUUAUCAGGACUGGUGUUUUUUCCUCAUUUGGAUAGAACUAGCGGUAUCAGGAAUAUCUGCUCUGUGGACACCUGUAAACUCCUGGAUUUCCAGGAGUUCACCCUGUACCUGAGCACGAGAAAGAUUGAGGGAGCCCGAUCAGUAUCUAGACUGGAAAAGGUCAUGGAAAAUUUGAAGAACGCAGGGAUUGAACCAGAUGAUUACUUCAUGAACCGCUAUAAGAAGAAACUAGAAGAACUCAAAGCUAAGGAGCAGUCAGGAAUCCUGGAGAGAAAGCCACCUUAGUUGCCAUCUCAGAAGACGUGCCAGAGCAUCUCUAAUGAAGCAGGUGUGUCCUCUCCAGGCUAAUGUAUUUUCGUGGCUUGGCUUUAAAGAAAUUAUGAAAUCCUAAACUGAAGACUAAAUUUCUCUCCAGAGAUAAAAGAUCCAAAAGAUGAGAGAUCAGUAUUUUGUUUGAUGUGGGAACUAAUUAAGGAAACUGUGAGGUCUGCAGGUUGUGUGCUGAUCUCGUGUCAGGUUCACAGGACUCUGACCACAAGAUGACAUUGUUUUUGUGUCCCUCUGGAUGUUAGCACGUGAACGCAUUUUGUUUUUGUGCCUCCAGGUCACGCACUGUGUGUGAUGUAUCUGCUCAGCUUUCUUCAAGUCCAGUGUUGUGUGUUUUCUUUCUCUAGGACCCGAGUUGCUCUUUGAGGUGGCUUUCACACAUCCUCUGUGCGCUGUCCUGUCCACGUGUGUUAUAGUGGCAUAGAUUUGUUUCUUCUUCUCACGGACCUGCUGGUCCUCCACGGGUGUCAUACAGAAGCACUCGGCUACGUUUUCUGUGCGCUUAGUAUGUUCUGUGUACUAAGCUCAGUGCUUUACAUGUAUUAUCUUUCAGCGACUCUCCGAGGUAAAUCCCACUGUCCUCGUUUUACACACGAGGAAAUUAAGUUUUAGGGAGCUUAAGUGUUUUGUCCAGGCUUCACCUUUCCAAAGAAGUAACACCCAGAGGUAGGAGGCAUGUGGGGCAGAGAAGAAAAGGACAGCGUGAGGUAGGUUCAAAUAAUCCUCACACAGAGGCUUUUACUCAGAAAUAUAUAUAUACACAUGGGGAUUGGUGAUCCUGGGCCUGCUUGCUAAGAGAUUGCUUGUCUGCCAUCGAACCAAAUCUUGAAUCCUCUGACUUAAACCCUCCUUAGCUCUUUGGGAAGAAAUAAUCACAGAUAUUUGAAAGUUAGGGGGCAUUGCUUUUUUGGAGUCUUAUCAGAGCCCCUACUUGCCUCCAGGGAUGCAGUUCUUUUAGUGACCAAAUGGUACCAAAUUGAUACGUUCUUUGCUUUCCAGGUGAGCAGUUUGUUCCAGAGAUUAAGCGACCUAACGAGGGUCUGUGCCCACAGAGUCGCCAGCUCAUGAUUUGUUCCCUUGUGCCUGCUUGUCUACCUGGGCAGGAGACGACGGGGGGUGCUUUGGGCCAAAGGCUCAGAGACCAUUCUAAUUAUCUCUAGGGGAAACAGCGGCUGUUGUUCUGAGCCAGGUCUCUAGAUUUGGGUUUACAUGGAAUCCUUUCAGGGACUACCAUAAGUAUAGGCCGCAAAAUACCUUAAAAUGGGGCACAGGAGCGUCUAAAUGUGUCCUAUCAGUGCUGUUCUGUGUGGUAUUACGAGAACAGUCUUUGUGGGGUUUUGUGUGUUUGUCUCUAACAGAAAUGCAAGGCUUUAAGCUAAAGGUAAGAUGGUAGUGAUUGACCUUGUUCUCCUUCAUUUGGGCAAAAAACAAAGAAGUUGGGAGGGUCAGAACACAGUAGCCUGACGAAUCCAGUGUGUUUUAUCACACUGUUUGCCAUUCGCUUAUGCCAGUCCUCUCUUCUCAGGGAUGAAGAGCCAAAAUGUCACUGUGACCACAAAAUCUGUUACUUUCUCUCCUCACUGGAGAGGUGAUGGUGGGGCCUCCCAGUGCGGUGCUUCUCUCGGCAUGAGGGGGCAGCUCUGUGGGAGAAGUCCCGGGCGCUUAGCAUGCAUCUCUGGAGGUGAGCUCCCACCUUCUUCCCCCACGUCUGGCACUGUGCUCUUGUUCUAGCCUGAAUUUCCUUCAGCCUUGGACUUCCUUCCCAUGCUCUUCUCCCUCCUAACCCUCCGCCUAGAUGGUGGAGAAUCUUGAUUUUUAGAUCAGUAAAUUUAGGCGCCUUAGGUUUUUAGUAUGAAAAGUGCUACCUGGUCAUUGUGAAAAGUAGAAAUGCUUAUAACGAAAAA